AUGUCUCAUUUUCAUCCGGAUGAGGCCAGGUAUCCGCCUGGUCCAUCCCAUAGACCUAUGCCUCGCCGUGACGACCGGGACGGCCGCAUGUACGACGAUCGUUCGCCAUCCCGAUCGCGCUCGCCUGGCGCUGUUACUAACUAAAUCACAUGAGAAGAUCUCUCACGCUCGCCUCCCCGUGGGCCCGCGGCGGACAGAAGACCCGAUUACUCCAGAGACCGAGUCGACUCCAGACCCCGUUACCGCAGUCGGGAUCGCGAUGACUUUCGACGGCGCUCGUCGCGCUCCCCUCCUCCAAGACGAGGAAGACCAGCUUAUAGGGAUCGCGACCGUGAGGGCUAUCGCUCUCCGGGAUACCACAGUCGGAGCCGAAGCUACAGUCGCAGCCGCAGCCGCAGUCCUCGCCGCAACCGACAACCGCAUUACGGACAUGAAAGCAGAGAGGUGAUGAUGGAUGGCCUACCGGUGGACAUGGUGGAAGAAGACAUUACCAACGAGUUGAAAGAGUUUUAUCAUGUUGAGGGCCUAGAUGACGUUCGGGUCAUUCGUGAUCGACAGACGAAGCUGUCCCGACAACUUGGAUUCUUGAGGUUUCGGAAUCUAAGCUUAUCCCGAG
Messenger RNA from Aspergillus piperis CBS 112811, 616 nucleotides. RefSeq lists its product as uncharacterized. The transcript has 4 exons. The record is from RefSeq and is a predicted model, not a curated record. The coding region runs from base 20 to 448 and encodes 142 amino acids. Lineage: Eukaryota; Fungi; Ascomycota; Eurotiomycetes; Eurotiales; Aspergillaceae.